Molecule: messenger RNA, 1824 nt
Organism: Striga asiatica
Lineage: Eukaryota; Viridiplantae; Streptophyta; Magnoliopsida; Lamiales; Orobanchaceae
Source: the annotation of a GenBank genome assembly
AUGCGUUUUACACUGGUUAUGCAAUGGAUCACAAGACAAAGUGAACAACCUUCAAGGAAAAUACUGGAUUCGAUUUUCACAUUGGCACAGAAUUGGUCUUUGCUGUCCAUAUGUGCUCGUAAUCAUAUUGACGAGCCCGACGAGUUCGAGGUCCCGAGACUCAGAAAUUAUAAUAUAACAAUUGAAUUCAAUGGAGAGCAAGACGUGGUUGUGACUACAAUCGGAAUGGUGAGGAAAAUAUUAGGCUUGGUUACGUACCAAGAGCCACCAGAGUCAGGAAGCCGUGGGAACAAGAAGGGAAGAAAAGGAAAAGCAGCGGGAAGAGUACACUGGAUGCAGCUGCAGGAGGGCGGGGAAGUGACAGCCACGCUUAAAAAUGGCCGAAGUAUAGAUCAUAUCGGAUGCAAAUACUCGAGUUUGUUAACUGAAAAACCAAUGUUGGGCGAUAGAACGUUGGAGGAAAUACUUGACGCGUUUUUAGCGAAAUUGGAUGAAAAUACGGCUCUCAAAAAUGUCGUGGUUUUGAGUUUCUGCCGAAGUGUUGUGUUGAUCUCGAAAGCAAUGCGUUUUAUACCGAUUAUGCAAUGGAUCGCAAGGCAAAGUGAACAACCUUCAAGGAAAAUACCGGAUUGGAUUUUCACGUUGGCACAAAAUUGGCCUUUGUUGUCCACAUGUGCUCGUAAUCAUAUUGAUGAGCCCGACGAGUUCGAGGUUCCGAGACUCAGGAAUUCUAAUAUAACAAUUGAAUUGAAUGGACGUGCUUGUGACCACAAUCGGAAUAGUGAGGAGAAUAUUAGGCUUGGUUACGUACCAAGAGCCACCAGAGUCAGGAAGCCAGUACCAAUGAGUGAUCGAGCGACUUCGCGCAAGAUUAUCGCUACCGGACAAAAUGGGAGAGAGGCCCGGCUUGCGGUACGGCAGAAUGACCUCUACGUCAUGGCCAUGAAAAGAACGAUUCGAGAAGCCUUUCAAGAAAGAGAAAGAAUCGAGGUGAGGGAAGUGACAGCCACGCCAAAAAAUGGUCGAAGUAUAGAUCAUAUCGGAUGCGAAUACUCGAGCUUGUUAACUGAAAAACCAAUGUUGGGCGAUAGAACGUUGGAGGAAAUGCUUCACGCGUUUUUAGUCGUGCCUCUACAAAAAUUGGAUGAAAAUACGGCUCUCAAGAAGGCCGUGGUUUUGAGUUUCUGCCGAAGUGUUGUGUUGAUCUCGGAAGCAAUGCGUUUUAUAUCGAUCGCAAGGCAAAGUGAACAACCUUCAAGGAAAAUACCGGAUUGGAUUUUCACGUUGGCACAGAAUUGGUCUUUGCUGUCCACAUGUGCUCUUAAUCAUAUUGACGAGCCCGACGAGUUCGAGGUCCCAAGACUCAGGAAUUCUAAUAUAACAAUUGAAGCGUGUGACUACAAUCAGAAUAGUGAGGAGAAUAUUAGGAUUCGUUACGUACCAAGAACCACCAGAAUCAGGAAGCCGUGGGAACAAGAAGGAUUAUCGAUACUGUCGGAUGUUCCAAACAUCCGUAUGCCGAACGGUGCAGGGAACCGACAGGGGACAAAAUGGGAAAGAGGCCCGGCUUGCAGUACGGCACGAAGACCUCUACAUCAUGGCCGUGAAAAGAAUGAUAUGAGAAGCCUUUCAAGAAGAGGAAGAAUGGUAUCCGGAAGAGUACGCUGGAUGCAGCUGCAGGAGGGCGGGGAAGUGACAACCAUGCUAAAUAAUGGCCGAAGUACAGAUCAUAUCGGAUGCAAAUACUCGAGCUUGUUAACUGAAAAAUUAAUGUUGGGCGAUAGAACGUUCGAGGAACGCGUUUUAAGCGGUGCCUCUACAUAA